Xiphias gladius (swordfish) is the source of this 4289-nucleotide messenger RNA. It is a transcript of the gene ess2, whose product is annotated as ess-2 splicing factor homolog. Gene Ontology annotation, cellular component: catalytic step 2 spliceosome. The transcript has 10 exons. NCBI's taxonomy places the organism in Eukaryota, Metazoa, Chordata, Actinopteri, Istiophoriformes, Xiphiidae. Bases 298 to 1734 code for a protein of 478 amino acids. The record is from RefSeq and is a predicted model, not a curated record.
GGAACACGGUUUGAGGAAAUUCACCGAACGUCGGUAAACUUCCUGUGACGCAACAAUUCCGAUUCUACAAAACAACGUCGGUCGAACGCUGCCGUCCUGUGGUGGCGAAAAGAUAGCGAACGUGUUACAUUUGGAUAAGUUAACAGCUAUUUCAAACGUGUAAUUAUUUACGAUAUCAUUUACAUUCGCAAAUGGUAUUUCUCAGGUAGAAAGGCCGCCUUGCGUUCCCAUCCAGUCGGCGUUUGUCGUUGAACGAGCACCCUUAGCCGUUAGCCUGGGAGGCUAACGGAGUCCACAAUGGAGGGCAGCGCUAGCGUGCGGAAAGCCCUGUCCGGGACUCUCGUCCCUUCAGCGGUCACAACAGUGGCUCUCCGGCAGCAGCCCGAGGAGACGGAGACGGAGACGGGGAAGCUGAAAAGAAAGGUCCUCGAUGAAGAGGAGUACAUUGAGAGUUUAGAGAAGAUCAUCCAGAGGGAUUUCUUCCCAGAUGUGACAAAAUUGCAAGCGCAGAAGGACUAUCUGGAAGCAGAGGAAAAUGGAGACCUUGCGAGAAUGAGAGAGAUAUCCAUCCGUUAUGGAUCAUCUUUGACAAAAUCUACACCACGACCUUCUGCACCCUAUGUGACUCCAGCUAGCUUUGAGACACCAGUGGGCCACGCAGGGUCUCCCUCAUCCAUUCAUGGCAAUAAAGGUUUAGAUGAGGAGAGCAAAGAUGAUAGCAAGGAAGAGAAAGAGCUGCCCUGUCUGGAUCGUUUCCUUGCUAAAAAUACCAGUGAGGAUAAUGCAUCAUUUGAACAGAUAAUGGAUCUGGCAAAAGACAAGGAGAAACUGAAGCACGCCUGGUUAUAUGAGGCUGAGGCUGAAUUCAAACAGCGCCAUGAGGAGAACCUUGCUUUACCGUCAGUAGAGAAGGCAGCACUUGAAUGUGUCAAAGCUGGGUUGGAGACAUGGGAGUACAAAGCGAAGAAUGCCUUGAUGUAUUAUCCAGAGGGUGUUAAAGACGAUGAUGCUAUUUUUAAGAAGCCAAGGGAGGUAGUUCACAAGAACACACGCUUUGCUAGAGACCCAUUCAGCAAAGCUCUCAACAAAAGCCAGAUUCAGCAGGCUGCGGCUCUCAAUGCACAGUUCAAACAGGGUAAAGUAGGUCCGGAUGGGAAAGAGCUCAUCCCACACGAAUCCCCAACAGUGAAUGGGUAUGGUUUUGAAAGAACGCCUUCCCCUGCACCUGGUGUAUCUGAGUCCCCUCUGAUGACCUGGGGUGAGAUCGAGAGUACCCCAUUUCGUCUGGAUGGAUCAGACACCCCAUAUGUUGAGAGGAAUCACGGCCCAUCAUUUAAGAUUCCAGAACCGGGACGACGAGAGAGGCUGGGUUUGAAGAUGGCCAAUGAAGCUGCUGCUAAAAACCGUGCAAAGAAACAGGAGGCAUUGCGAAAGGUCACAGAGAACCUUGCAAGCCUUACGCCUAAAGGUCUGAGCCCCGCCCUCACCCCCGCCCUGCAGAGGCUUGUAAAUCGGACAUCUAGCAAAUACACGGACAAAGCACUAAGAGCAAGUUACACCCCAUCUCCCUCACACAGUGUCACGGGCUGCAAGUCUCCCUUUGGUGGUCCAUCCACUCCGUCAGGAACACCAACACCAAACAAAACCAAGACGCCAAGCUCUCAGGACGUUACGUCACUCACAGACAAUCUGCUGCAACUUCCCAAGAGACGGAAAGCCUCAGACUUUUUCUAACUAAGAAAAGCUGCUCUUUGCUGGGAUUGUACAAAACAGACUUAUUAUGUAAUGUCUUUCGGCUGGAUGACUCGAUAAAGAAAUGCACAGUGGACUGCAGAAAUUGUAAGGAUUCAUUGGUUAUAAUUUUGUGUGGAUAAGUUAAGGUAGAUCCCGGUGAAAUAUAAUGUCCAAAUUCUAUGUCAUUUUUUGUUUAUCUUAAUUUUUUUUUUUUUUUAUCCCUAAUGCAAGGUUUCAUAGAUUUUUGUACAGUUAUUUCCAGUUAAACUUUUGCUAUCCCUGCCACCUACCCACCAGCACAUGCUUAACUGAUAUUUUUAAUAUUAUUAGAACACAGUAGUUGUUUCAGAGAUUCACACAUUCAAAUUAGAUUUUAAUGCACUGCAUCUAAUAGCCUAUCGGCCAGUUCUUCAUACAUGUAGCCAUGGAAUUUCAGUGUGUCUCUGCAUCAAAGAAAUUGCUCAAAAGUACAUGCUUUGUUACCUAACAGUAGGUCUCCCUAUUGUCACACUUUUGUGUUGGUCUGUACAGAAAAAAAACAAAAAAGAAAAAAAACACAGGUCUUCAGUUACAGUUAACUGAUUAUGAGCGUAAAUGAUGAAUGUUUCUUUUGCCGUAUGUCUUCUUAAUUUAAAGUUGAAAGAUUUACAGGCUGAGCUUGGCUUAGCCUCAUAAAACUACAACCCUUUUUCUUAAAAUCUUUAUUUAAAUUGGACAUUUUUGACUAAAAAUGGUCUGCAGAAGAAUAUGAUAAAUGUAUCGCUUGAUCGCAUCCUUGUCAAUAGUUCUGUUCUACCUCCUACUGGUGGUAGAACAGAGCUGUGAAUAAGAAACUUUCGACCUUUUCUUUUUCUCAAUCAAGCUUCAAAUCUAAAGGCAUAGUCAUACUGCUCUCUGUUAAAGCUGCAACAAGAAAUACUUCAACAUGUACUCAGUGUGCUUAUUGGAACAUUAGAGGUUAAAGGGAUUCCCUAAGGCCAAAUUUCCUUUUUAUCAAAUGAGGUUGGUCUGUUGUUUGGGGGAGUCAGCACACAUGCUGCAGCUUGAUUUACGGUUUACCAUUCUCAGGGGAGUUCUGGUUCAUAGGACAGUGUUUGCAUCAUGAAUGAGUGAAUCAAGCAUGGUCUUGUCUGAGUUUCGUACAUUACAUACUUAAAGUCAACCUUGCAUUUGAUAUUAGUACUGUUGAUGUUUAAUAUACAUGUUUAUCUCUUGUAAGAAAAGUUUUCUACUUUUAGGCCUCGUCACAAAAGCAGUUAAAGGAUAGGUUUGCAUUUUGUUAAGUCUGUCUUAAAGUAGUACUUGCAUACCCAUAUAUGUACAUUCAAAGAAUUACUGGUCAGUGUAUGGCGAUGAAGUUUGGUGCAACACUAGUGUAAGAAGUGGAGGAAAAACUCUACAUUCCUCCUCCUUCAAAAAUGUAAGUCAAACCUCAGUGGAAGCUAAUAUGAGGCUUCAACAGUCUGAGUCAAGGGGGUAUCAUUUGAGGGUAUUGGCUUUUUGGCAUGAAAUUCCCUCUUUGUGUUUCCCCAGAUGGUGUCUUCUUACUAUUUCUUUGCCAUAGCUCAGUAACAUAAAGAGGGAGUUAUGGACUAAAAAGACUCAUUAUGUCUAACCUGGACUGCUAAAGCUUCAAAUUAACUUCAGCUGAACUUUAGAGUACUUUUUUUUUUUUUUUUUUUUUUUCUACACAACAAGAACUAUAAAUGUCCACAUCGGCAUAUGGGAAUUAUUUUAGGACAGACUUUUAGGAGAAAAAAAAAAGUGAAGUCCUUUAAAAGAUAAAGUUUUGAUACUCAAAGCCAAUUUCAGAUCCAGUUAAGAAUGACCAUUUAAUGUCACUUUGAGAUUGCUGACAAAAGGUGUGGAUGAAUAUGGGUAUCACCAUUAAUGUCAAAUAUAACAGCAUAAAAAUGCUUACGUGUGAUGUGCCUGAAGAGUUGUCACAGGCUUGCAAUCCGGAUAUGAUGCUGAUGUCUGAGGCAUCUUCAAAUGCUACUUGAUUAGUCUUCAGUAGCAUUUAUAAGCUGUUUUUUUUUUAGGAUUUAUACAAUUUUUAUUUCAUGUGUAGUAUGGGAGAUGAGCUGUGGACCAGUGGUCAUAUGAUUUGUGAUUGCAUGAUGAUGGUUCUUGAUCCUCCACAGAAAUCAUGUCCACAUUGUGCUGUGCUUUAAGCGCCAAAAACCGAUGUUAAAGACAUUAAAUGUCUCUUCCAUUAUGAUUAGAAAAAGUAGGCUUUAAAACUCCUCAAAGACUCACCCCUUAUGGACAUUGCAGUCUUGGAGUUUGACCCAUAGGCUAUCUCACAAGGUCAAACAAGUCAGACUGUCCCAAGAAGGGAAGGAACGCCAUAAAAUGGAGCUAAUUAUAUAGUAGCACAUUAGGAGAGCUGCAUAUUUCUGCAUUUUUAGUACAAAGAUUUCUCUAGGAUCCCAAAUGGAGAGAACCAAAUCUACUUUUCCUGACUGCUUUGGUGAAAUAACUUAAAUUGGCCUCGUUUUUGAGUAAAAUCUCGAUUUAAUUGGCGUGAUGGACAAUUAUAGGGUCACGUAAAA